CGCGACCGUUGCGGGGUGUGGGCCUUUCCAAGAAGGUGUGCUUCAUGGCGGUUACAGAGACUGCGAAUUUGUUGAAUUGUUAAAGCUUCCCCAUCAGUCCUCUUCCCCUUGGGGGCUUCCCUGCCUCAGUCUGGUGGACCCAGCGAUUAGCGGGUUGCGUAGGGAGGAGAAGCUCUGACGAUGGAGAAUGGACAGGGCACAGGCUCCAAGCUUGGCCUACCGCCUCUCACCCCAGAGCAGCAGGAGGCACUUCAGAGGGCAAAGAAGUAUGCCAUGGAACAAAGCAUUAAGAGUGUGUUGGUGAAGCAGACCAUCGCCCAUCAACAACAACAACUCACCAACCUGCAGAUGGCAGCAGUGACAAUGGGCUUUGGAGAUCCUCUCUCACCUUUACAAUCGGUGGCAGCUCAGAGGCAACGUGCUCUAGCCAUCAUGUGUCGGGUUUAUGUGGGCUCCAUAUACUAUGAGCUUGGUGAGGACACCAUCAGACAGGCGUUUGCCCCCUUCGGCCCUAUCAAGAGCAUUGACAUGUCUUGGGAUUCUGUUACAAUGAAACACAAGGGGUUUGCCUUUGUGGAAUAUGAUGUGCCAGAGGCCGCUCAGCUGGCGCUGGAGCAGAUGAACUCAGUCAUGUUGGGGGGGCGAAACAUUAAGGUUGGGCGGCCAAGUAACAUCGGUCAGGCGCAACCCAUCAUUGACCAGCUGGCAGAGGAGGCGCGCGCCUUUAACCGAAUCUACGUGGCGUCCGUCCACCCUGACCUGUCAGACGAUGACAUCAAGAGUGUGUUUGAGGCCUUUGGAAGGAUCAAGUCUUGCACGUUAGCCAGAGACCCCACCUCAGGGCGACACAGAGGCUUUGGCUUCAUUGAAUAUGAAAAGCCUCAGUCAGCCCUGGAUGCUGUGUCUUCUAUGAACCUCUUUGACCUGGGGGGUCAGUACCUGCGGGUGGGCAAAGCAGUGACUCCACCCAUGCCCCUACUGACCCCCACGACCCCUGGUGGUCUGCCGCCUGCUGCAGCUGUGGCUGCAGCGGCAGCCACCGCUAAGAUAACGGCCCAGGCAAGUAUGAAUCCCUUCCAAAGGGAUUUAAUGGCCUUCCAGGAGGCUGUAGCCGGCGCAUCAGUCCUGGGGGCGUUAGCCGCGCCCCAACUUCUUGGUCAGCAAAUGGGAAUACCUCAGGCUGUUAUGGCUGCCCAGGCACCAGGGGUCAUCACAGGUGUGUACCAAGACAUGAGUGUUACUCCAGUACGUCCUCCCAUACCAGUGCUUCCCCAGGUUGGUCUUGUGAACCCUGUGCUCGCAUCACCGCCUGUCCUGUCUAAUCAGGCCGGUGGCUCCAACCAACAAGAGCGAAAAGAAGAGAAAGAGGAGAUGUUGCAGGAUGGUACAGGGCAGGAGAUGUUGAGUGACCAAGAGCACAUGAGCAUCUCAGGCAGCAGUGCCAGACAUAUGGUGAUGCAGAAACUGCUAAGAAAAUCAGAGUCCACAGUGAUGGUGCUUCGAAAUAUGGUUGGACCAGAGGACAUUGAUGAUGACCUGGAGGGCGAGGUGACAGAAGAGUGCGGGAAGUUUGGCUCUGUCAACAGAGUCAUCAUAUACCAAGAAAAGCAAGGAGAAGAGGAGGAUGCUGAUAUCAUUGUCAAAAUCUUUGUAGAGUUUUCCAUGGCCUCAGAGAUGAACAAAGCUAUCCAGGCCCUCAAUGACCGCUGGUUCGGAGGUCGCAAAGUUGUCGCAGAGGUGUACGACCAAGACCGUUUCAACAGCAGUGACCUCUCUGCAUGAAGUGUCUGAAAUGGUUCACCAUCCCCAUACCUGUCGCCCAGAUCAUUUCAGCCACAGUCACUGCAGCUUGAGAUGCGGGCCUCUGAAACUUGUAAUUAUGUUUUUAUUUUCUUCAUUUUUUUUUUUAAAUUGCUGUUGAUAUUAAUGUUGAACUCCCCAAUUGGGGUAAUUCAUUAAAAAUAUUUACGUGUCAGAUUUUGCUUUGUGAUCUGUGAAGACUCCUUUUGGUGCAAGUUUUAAAUUUUUGUAAUCCUACCUUGUAAAACAUUUAGAUUUUCUUUGGUUUAGCUCUUUUUUUUCUUUCAUGAAAUUGCCAGGACAUGUAAACACUCUUUUCUUUUUACAAUUAAAGGUUAUUGUUUGUCCACAAAAAGUGUGAUGCAUUGUUUUUAUGAAUGGUUGAAUUCUUGGAAGGACUGUUAUGAUUGAAGAAUCCUCUGAUUUUGAUAUGUAUGUAAACACAAUUUUGUGUUUUGGUUGCUGAAUAGCAUUUGAUUCAUAAGUAAAAACAUACUGAAAGCAUUUGUUGAUGUCCAGGAUUUGUAUUGGUUAUUCUCAAAUGGAAGUGCGUCAGUUGUGUUUGUACAGGGGGUGAACACCUCACAGCAUAAUAACCUUUCAGACUUUAUGCGGAGUUGUUUUUUUUCCCCCUUUAUAAUUUCUGAGACUUUACUGGAUAUGCCAUAGUUUUUUAAACAGAUUGUCACAAGGGGUUUAUAUUUUGUAGCAGAUGCAUUGUUGAUUAUUUUGCACUGUGCUUGGGAGAUAAUGUUAACAAGUAUUUUUUUCUAGAUGUACAUCUCUGCAGUGGCACCAUAAUUAAAGCUUGUGUGUCAUCUGCUUGCAACCAGUGAGAUAAUGGAGAACGCCUUGUAAGUGGAUGCUUGACAAAUUUAUAUUUAUUGACUAUCACCCUGAUGAGAAACAUGAUUGCUUAACAUGUCACUAAACGGUAAAGCAAAUACUGAAGUAAUGAAAAUGAGAUUGCCUAGAUGCAUGGUUUUGUUCACUUGUGCUGCAAGACCUAGAAAACCUUUUUCUUAAGGCUGCUUACUUGCACAUACUGGUAGAGCACUGACUGCACGCAUGGCUAAUGACUGGAAAAGUCCUGUUAUUUUGGAUGAUGUGGCAAAAAAUAACUGUUGAAAUGACUUAAUCAGCAGUGUAAACUUUAUGAAAUUUGCUUAAAGAAAUUAAACUUUUAUGAACGUC
Chelmon rostratus (copperband butterflyfish) is the source of this 2994-nucleotide messenger RNA. RefSeq names its product poly-U binding splicing factor b (gene puf60b). Gene Ontology annotation, cellular component: precatalytic spliceosome; catalytic step 2 spliceosome. The record is from RefSeq and is a predicted model, not a curated record. Bases 181 to 1782 code for a protein of 533 amino acids. The transcript has 12 exons. Gene Ontology annotation, biological process: regulation of alternative mRNA splicing, via spliceosome; mRNA splice site recognition; alternative mRNA splicing, via spliceosome. Gene Ontology annotation, molecular function: RNA binding. NCBI's taxonomy places the organism in Eukaryota, Metazoa, Chordata, Actinopteri, Chaetodontiformes, Chaetodontidae.